Prunus armeniaca (apricot) is the source of this 432-nucleotide messenger RNA. NCBI's taxonomy places the organism in Eukaryota, Viridiplantae, Streptophyta, Magnoliopsida, Rosales, Rosaceae. The record is from the annotation of a GenBank genome assembly.
AUGCCACUCCAUGAGACACCGACAUCGGAUUCACCUAUGGAUUCCCCGAUGAGUCAAGACUCACCUAUCAAAAAAGAGCCGAGGCCUAUUGGGAGGAAGGCGGCGAAGGCGAAGAGAGGGAGUAAUUCUACCAAGAAUACAUCUAAAUAUUUGGAGGAGCUUUCAAAGAUGCAAGCCAUGAGAAUUGAAAUGGAUAUGAAACAACAAGAGCACGAUAGGGCAAUGGAAGUAGAAUAUGCAAAAGAAAGGGAGUAUGUACGCCAAGGAAAGAUUGAAAAAAAUGAUUGGGAAACCAUGGCUAUGGAUACAACCCAUAUGUCCCCCGAAACAAAACAAUUUUGGAAGUUAGAACGAAGGGAUGUUAUGAGACGAAGACUUUUUCGUGACGAUGGACCUAGCAACACGGAUUGGUUAAAUGAUCAAAACCAUUAA